Monodelphis domestica (gray short-tailed opossum) is the source of this 1124-nucleotide messenger RNA. RefSeq names its product ribonuclease A family member 12 (inactive) (gene RNASE12). Gene Ontology annotation, molecular function: nucleic acid binding; RNA nuclease activity. NCBI's taxonomy places the organism in Eukaryota, Metazoa, Chordata, Mammalia, Didelphimorphia, Didelphidae. The record is from RefSeq and is a predicted model, not a curated record. Gene Ontology annotation, biological process: defense response to Gram-positive bacterium.
GGCUCUCUGUCAUUCAUUUCUGGAGAACUAAGAAACACAGGGAUCUUCUCCAACCCAUGACCAGAUGGAUCUGCUGUCUGCAAGAGCCACUGCAAAUAAAAUAGGAGAGAGAACAAGAAGAAAUGUGAAUGGGAUCUUUCCCCUGUUGGUGCUAUUGUUGCUCACUUUCCUUCUGAUGUUGGGUCUGAGUAAAAGUCUGGAUGAGGACCUUCAAGAGAAGUCUUUUGAGGAGGAGCACAUAGACUACCCUAAGUCAAACCGCUUGUUCAGGUACUGUAACUCCAUGAUGCUGUUGAAAAAAAUCCGAGGACCCAAUGACACCUGCAAGCGAAAGCAUGUAUUCAUCCACGAGAGGCUAGACAACAUUGUUAGCAUGUGCAACAACUUUACUACUAUCACUACAUGCAAGUACCCCUCAAGGAUGAACUGCCACCACAGCCAGAGGAAGCUCCAGCUGACAGACUGUAAACUCACUGAAGGUAGACGGUUCCCAGGAUGCAAGUAUCAAUCUCUCCCCAAGUUCAACUCUAUCCUCUUCAACUGUGAUGAAAUAGGGCCUGUAUACUUAUAUAAAAUUGUGGAGGAUUCCUAGACCAGCUCUUCUGCUUGGGUCCUCCUGUCCCAGCUCCAGUUGUGAAUCUUCCUCCUCACUGAUCCCUAUAAUGAUGAAGGUGGGGCUGAGAGGGGAGGGCCAUGAAGGUGCUCUCUUGAGUGAAAUAGUUCGGGACCAGGAAUGAUCCUUGCAGAGCAAAAACCUCUGCAGUAUUGCUGAGGCACACUCUUCUCGUUGUCUUUUACUUCCAUUUUCUUCUAUUUGUUUUUUCCUUCUGUUUUCUUCUAUUUGUUUUUUCCUUCAAUAAACUGCACUGAAUGAUGAGCCAUGAGUGUGUUUAGGUAUGCUGGAGGCAAGCAGGCUUUACUUGUGGGAAUACCAAUGAAACUUAUAUAAUAUAUGGAGUAGGUAUAAUGGAUCGUUACCUAUGUGUUAUCAGAGAUACCUGGGAAGGGCUCUAGAGCUCUUCAAGAUGCUGUUUGACAUUCUAUUAUUACAGCUUUAUUCUUUUGGCUCAUCUUUCCUUCCUCGUAAAUGAAAAUGCCAUUGGAUAAAAUAAACCUUACGUUUU